AUGAACGUCCUCCCGAUCCGGCGGCCCCUGGGCUGCCUCAAGACCGUCCUCCGCCAGACGCGGCACGUCCGCCAGAUCCAGCGCACCUUUGCCUCCGAGGCCUCGUCCCAGCAGCCCCCGACCUCGUCUACACCAUCUACGACGUCCCAAUUCCGUCUUCAUAAACCCAAGACUCACAAACCCACCCCCUUCGCCGCCCGCCCCGACCGCGCCAAGGUCGGCGACGUCCUCAUGGUCACCACCCACCGCGGCGAGCCCUUUGCCGGCGCCCUCAUCCAGAUUCGCCGCCGCGGCGUCGACACCGCCAUCCAGCUCCGCGGCAACCUCAUGAACACGGGCGUCGAAAUGCGGCCCAAGCGCGCUCGACGUGCUCGUCUCACCUACCUCCGGAAGAAGAAGCACGACAUGGGCAGCGUCGAUCAUCUCGUGUGGGCUUGGAAGAGGGAGAGGAGCCAGCUCCGCUCCUCGAACAGGGGCAAGCAUCUCGGUACUGUCUUCGAGAGCCAGUAA
This is a messenger RNA of Parascedosporium putredinis, 510 nucleotides long. The record is from the annotation of a GenBank genome assembly. Lineage: Eukaryota; Fungi; Ascomycota; Sordariomycetes; Microascales; Microascaceae.